CUCACAGCCUCAACUCUUCCUCAUUUGAGCCCGGCUCAGCAGGAAGACAGACACACAUCAGCAGACAGAGACACCCCUCACCUCGGAGACAUGAAGCCCACUCUGAGCACCAGCCAGCUGGGAAUAAUGACGGACAAUAAUUCCACUUCCUGUGAUGAACCCGUGAACAACUCCGCCCACAUUUUCUUCAUCGUCAUCUACAGUUUCAUCUUCCUGGUGGGAUUGUUCCUCAACAGCUUCACACUGAGGGUUUACUUCUGCUCAGCUCAGCCCCUGGCAUCCAGCAGCGUCACCAUCUACCUGAAGAACCUGGCGGCCUCAGACUUCCUCAUCAGUCUCUGCCUGCCCCUGCGCAUUCUGAACUACGCCAGCAAGACCAGCUUCAUCCGGCAGACCUACUGCAGCUUUGGAGCCUCCGCCUUCUACCUCAACAUGUACGCCAGCAUCCUGUUCAUGGGCUACAUCGCAGCUAACAGGUACCUGAAGAUUGUCUAUCCUGUGGGAAACCAUGCUCUGCAGACGCCUCAAACCGCCUACAUAGUGUCCACCGUCACCUGGGGCCUCCUCCUGGUUAUGACCAGCACCUACAUGAUUCUGUCCCUCCUCACCCAGGACACCCGGGACGAUCUCCCUGGUAUGGUGAGUUGUGACGUCCUGCACAGUAAGAAGCUCCACCUGUUCUACAAAGUCAUCCACUCCUGCUCGCUGGUCAUCUUCCUGCUGGUCCUCAUGUCCCUGAUCUUCUUCUACUCCACCACCUCGCGCAGGCUGCUGCUGGCGCAGAGGAAUCAGCCGGCAUCCUCCAACUCCAAGAAGCUGACAAAGUCCCGCAGGAACAUGCUGGUUCUGGUCAGCGUCUUCUGCAUUUGCUUCGUCCCGUACCACCUGGUCCGCCUUCCCUACGCCUUCAUCAAAACCUUGUUGUGCUCAUCCAGAUGGUGGUUCUUUUACCUGAAGGAGCUGACCAUCGUGAUGUCGGUCCUAAAUGUCUGCCUGGACCCCCUCAUCUACUUCAUCUUCUGUAAGGCAUUCCGGGCCCAGAUAAGCCUGGGGAGGUUUUUUAGCACCACGCAAGUCCCAUCGCAGGUGACAACUGAACAGAGGAGGGGCAGCAARGAGCGGAGGACCUCCAUAAAGAACCUCAGGAAGCUGUCGCUCACCCCCAACAGCAACCAGACCACCGUGUUGUAGAGUUCCCCCAAACUAUUUAAACUGGUUCACAGGCCAGAAAUAAGCCAGAACUCAAAGUAGACUGAACAGUUCGAAGUACAAAGACCAGGCUGGUCUUAUACCUCAUUACCCACAAACCUUCAUGGUGCAAUAAAGACUUCAAGUUUGUUUUUCUUCAUACAUCUCAUUUGAUUCUGACUGAAACACAGUGCUGAGCUCACCCAAAACAAKAAGAUAAGUGUAGACCGACCCGUUUGGAUCUGGUGUCGGUCUACACUGACAGCACCUUUUCUUCUAGCCUAGUGGUCAGGACUGAUUGAUGGCUUCAGGUGAACUGAAGUUUUAAAUCAGCUUUUUGUUUUGUUUUGACAAAGUGGAGGUUGUUGCUCUGAAAGACUCACUUCCUGUAAAAAUUGAAGCUUAAGUGCAAUAGAAAAUGUUUUUAUGUAKUAUAUGUAAUAAUUUCAGUUUCAGGUUGAUAAACUGAAGCUACUGAUGUUUAUGGUGGAAAAUAUUUUGAGGAGAGUUUUUUCUGUUUAUAACAGAAGAAGAAGAAACACUUCCUCUUCAUCAGAUAACAUCUGUAAGCAGGAAGUUUUAUGAAGUUGAACCAAAUCAGUUACAGAUAAAUGUUGUUCUUUAUAAUAAUAAUAAUAAUAAUAAUAAUAAUAAUAAUAAUAAUAAUAAUAAUAAUAAUAAUAAUAAUAAUAAUAAUAAUAGUUUUUCUUUGAUCUGCC
Messenger RNA from Austrofundulus limnaeus, 1907 nucleotides. Its product is annotated as P2Y purinoceptor 14. NCBI's taxonomy places the organism in Eukaryota, Metazoa, Chordata, Actinopteri, Cyprinodontiformes, Rivulidae. Gene Ontology annotation, biological process: G protein-coupled receptor signaling pathway. Gene Ontology annotation, cellular component: membrane. The coding region runs from base 91 to 1191 and encodes 366 amino acids. Gene Ontology annotation, molecular function: G protein-coupled purinergic nucleotide receptor activity. The record is from RefSeq and is a predicted model, not a curated record. The transcript is spliced from 4 exons.